CAGCCUUGACAAAAUACAUGAUGGCCGUUGCCACCGAAUAGUGUAACGCGUACAUGGAACUGUGUCGUGUAACUGAAAAAGUUUAUUAUUCUCAGCAGAAUAUAGCGUCGCGCGUGCUCCGUGUGCGAUUGUUUUCGUUUCGGCGAGGUGCUGUCGGGCCGCGGCGUGACGUGGGAUCGCGCGGCUAGAGUACGCGCGUGGCCGAAAAUUCCCAAGAGGAAAACACGGAGUGGCAAAACCGCGUUCGCCGAGGGCAGAAGUAAGGAGCGAAAACGGUGCAAGCAGAAGUGUAGUGUGUGUGUACAACGAUAGAGAGACUUUUAAGAAGAAAUCAUUGUUCAAAUGAAUAUCAUACAUGAAAAGGUAUGCUGUGGUGACAUUAUUCUUUAAACGUUUGACAAACAUUCAAGAAUGUUUGCGAGUUACUUUUUGGACCUGGGAUAAUAUGUAACGAAAGAGACUUUUAUCAAAAUAAGGUGAUACGCAUACAUUCUACAUAUUGUUCCCUGUGCGCAGCUUGGACGUACUGUCAUGGACAAGUGUAAUUUUGCUACAUUUAUAAAUGGGUGGAAUCUUGCGACAAGUGUAUUUUAGAUAUAAGUCAGGAUACAUACACAAUGAGAUUGAGCAGUUAUUCUUCAACGGAUAAAGUGGUUCAAGAAAGAACUACUUUCAAUGUGCAAGAGAGCAGUGUGUGUAACAUCCAGAUGCAAUUAGUAUUUGUGCAAGAACUUUAGAGGUGGCAUUAAUAAUAUAAGUGAAUACAAGUAUCUUGAAGAAUUCAGAGAGUGCUGUCUGAGUGUUAGAAGAAAUACGAAAUUAUAUGCAUGACAGGAACAGGAGACGUUGGUCGCAGACGCGUUGAGUGGCGCCGAAACGCAAACAUUACUCUUGAACAAAUUUUGGAAAGUUUAGUGGAAAGAACAAAAUAAGCUGGAAAGGUAGCUAGACGCUGCCCGUAGUAAAGAGGGGCUGCGUGGGCAUGCAGCAGCCUCAGUCACACCCUCUUCUUGGGGACUCAGUAUCCUCUACAACUUCCCCGAAUGCACGUCGUAAUAGUUCAGUUGCCGUUUUGACCCAACAACAACUACAGCAGCUACAACUACAGGCCCAGAAUACCAGUGGUCAGUCGCUAACAUUUGCUUUGCAACAGACGUCGAAUAAUCCGCAAGACCAAGGAAAUGGAUCAACGACUGGAAAUCACAUAGUCUACGUAAAUCAGUUGAAUCAAUUGAAUCAAAGUACCAUAAAUCCCUCGGGGACUGGUAUGGGCCUACCCCCGGCCACCCCCACUUUUGGGGUGGGCCUUAAUAUGGGAUUGCCACUAUCACUUCUAAAUACCAGUCUUACAUCUCUUACUUCCAAUGUUAUCACCACGUCGAAUCCUUUGCUGAAUUUGGGCUUGCCGAGCAUAAACACAGGGUUGGCCACGAUAAAUCCUAGCCUGAAUCAAUUGAAUGCUAUCAAUCCCAGCAUUGGUUCAAACAAUAUUAACAGCGGUUUGUCCAAUUUGGGGCAAGAUUUGAAUAGCAUAAAUACUGGGAUAAAUACCGGGAUAAACAACACGAUAAACUCGAAUAUCAAUCCCGGCCUGGCCGGAGUGAACACUGGGCUGUCCGGCGUGAGUCCAAAUUUGACGAAUUUAAACUCAUCGAAUAUAAAUCAAAAUCUUACGACACUGAAUGCCAAUUUGAGCGCCGCGAAUUCCGGCGUGUCGGGUUUACCCGCUAUCAAUCCAAAUACAAAUUUGACAAAUACCAGCAUAAAUUCUGGUAUAAAUCAAGGUCUCAGUCGACCUGCGAAUGCCCUGGCGACCACUGGUCUGACGCCGACUACAUUGAACUCUAAUAACACACAGUUUCCAUUCCAAACGAUACAAAGUAUUCAAACUGUCGCACCACAUAUUGUCGGAUCAUCAAAUAUAGCACAUGUACCAAGUUCCGUCAUAUCGCAGCAUCCCAACUCGAACGUGUCAACAAUCUCACAAAUCUCGAACUCUACUACUCUGACGAGUCCCAGCGUAUUCACGAGCACUCCCAGCGAAUCGAUUCAUCCAACCACAGCGAAUGUGAAUCACGCUUCAAACGUGAAUCUCACUACGAAUAUACCGCACCUCGCUACCAUGCACUCUAACUUGUCAAAUAUAUCGACGUCGAAUGUACAACACAUAACCGCGUCCAACGAACCGACUAUGUCAUUGAAUCAUGUUUCUUCUUUAAGUUCCUCCCAGUCGACGGGAUUUCAAUCACAGCGACAGUAUCCGCAGGGAAUAAACCCUGGCUUAAGUUCGUCGGUGACACUAGCGGGCACAACACAAACGUCGAAUGUGGUCAGUACCAUGAAUACUGUUAAGUCUAUGCAGAACAUUCAGAGCCAAAACAUUAGUUCGCCGGGUAGCCCAUUCUCGAUACCCCUGAAGAGUCCGGCAUCCAAUAUAGCGCCGCCUACGCCGAGCCCUAGCCCUAAUCGGCUAAUACUUAGAAGUCCGGCGUCGAAUAUACAGUCAAAUAGGAACAGCCCGAGCCCCGUCGGGACAGCGACCUCGAACAAUAACUUUAACAUACAAAUGCAAAGCCCCAUGCAGAGUCCGAUGAGCGUUAGUCAAAUACAGAGUCCUGUACUUAGCCCGUAUCCCCCCGCAAAAAGUCCGCAUCUCUUAAGCGGGAAUAACUCUCUCAACAAUAGAAGCCCAGCACCCGGAGGUAGUCCUGGUCCACCUGUGGUUAGGCCUAAUACGCCUAUAUUGCAACAAGGUAUGCAAGUGUUGCAAAUAAUUCAUGGUACACCACAGGGUUAUCAGCCUGCUCCGACUCAACUGGUGACAAGACACCUAUUUGGGAAUCAACAAAUUCAAAUAGCGACACCCUCUAAGACCUCCAAACAACCGCAGCAAAUCUUACCGAAACCACCGAAUCAGCAGGUUGCUACUUCCCAGCAGAAACCGCAACGUACUACCACUACAAUUACCAAUCAGGUAACGCAGCAAACCCAACCGCAACUAGUUCUUACUGGGCCACAGCCGAGUCCUACCACAGCAACGAUGAUACCGACAGCGCAGGGUCUACUAUUGAAUCAGCUAACGCAACAACAAUUGGUGAGGGUCGUCACAGCUCAGGGUAUGCAUCUGCAAGGAAUUACGCCCACAUUUUUUGCUGUACCUAACGGAUUUCCUUCAGCUGCUUCUCCAGUGAUAAGACACACUCCAUCUAGUCCAGCGCCAUCUAAUUCAGGUACAGGCAAUUCUAUCGUGAUCCAGAAUGCCAUGGUACAGAGUCCUCAGCCGCAAAUCUCACAAGUUACGUCCGGUAACGCCACGGGCAACGCAUCGUGCACGCAAACCGUCGUGGAUCAGAGUUUGUUGCCACCUCCGAAGAAGAAGGCGAAGAAGAAGAAAAAGGCCAAGCGGAAAGACGACGAGCCGCCCAAAUUAGAUCUUGCUAGUAUUAUGAAGAUAUCCGGUAUCGGGGACGACGAUGAUAUUUUUGAUACCGACUUGACGACCGAGACGGAGGUUUCUUGUCAAACAUCGCAAACCGAGUCUAACACCGUAAUACCUCUGGGCCAGCUCACGUCGCAAGGAACAGUUCCUGCUAGCUCUGCUCAGACUCUAACACAAGUACCUGCAUCGAAUACAACGAACACGCAAGCUUCCGCGUCACAGACCUUCAACAGUCAGCUGGUCGCUCAGCUGCAGAUGCCCGUGCAAAAUACAAUCUCGGGGCAUUUGCGAUUGUCAGUCGGAGAGGAUGGUAAAGUGGUUCUUCAUCACACCCCGGAGCCUAAUCAACCUGAGAUGGAUCAGGCGACCGCACAGGCAUUGAUACGAUCUCUCACUCAAAGCGGCGGACAGAACUCGCAAAUCAUCUCGCAACUCUUCAGCCAAACGUCGACCACGCCGCAGUCCACCCAAAAUACAACCCCGCAGAGGCAGAAGUACGUGAAGUCGUCUGCUAGCAACCAAGUCUCCACCAAUACCGUGAGUUCCACGUGUUCACAAAAUGUCACUUGUGCCACUAGUCCGCAUCAUGGCCAGAUAUGUUCCAAGUCGAUCAAUAAGCAGCAGAAGAGUACGAGUGUUUCGCAAGAAACGACCAAUUCGCUGCCGAAUAUCUGCGUCCAAAAUAACCUCAGUUCUAUGCAGUCGCUGGAGAUACAAACGUCAAAGAGCGGCAACGUGCAAAAUCUGAUGCAGACCAAGAACAUCCAGUCCUUGAACGCUCCUCUAAACGUCUCGGACGUGUUGAAACCUUCGUCCGCAUCAUUUAAUCCUCGAAUGCCCAACGUGAGUCAAGCGGGCUCCAAUCAACAAAAUUCCAACAUUUCUCUGCAGAAGUCUAGUCAGGUGCGACUUACGAACUCUUGUAUAACUACGAACGUGCGACAGACCUUGGGAAAACAGACGCAGCAAGCGCAGCAUGCCGCUCACGUCCAGAAGACAUUGCCCGUUGUCAACACAGCGAUACAAAGCGAUCAUAUGUCCAAAGUCAAUCAGAAUCUUCAGCAAACGAGUCAACAAGAAACUAUAACGCUGCAACAGGAGUCACCGUUGUAUCAGCACAAUCAACAGAUCACCGCACAAACCGUGCAAACACAGAAUGUACAGCAAAUUUUCGAACAAAAUUUGCAGAGCUCUGGAUCAAACAUUCAUCACAAUUCCAUGAACAUGUUGCAGCAGCAACAAACUUCAUGUAACACUCUUCAACAUGAUACCAUGAACGUUCUGCAGCAUUCUAGCAUACAGCAGAACACGAUUAACUUGUUGCAGCAGAACACGUCCGGUAAUGUCCAGAGUAUCGAGCAGAACUUGCAGUCGGGCAUCAACGAUAUAACUCACGCGCCGCAGAAUGUCAUGACUAGUCUGCAGCAACAGAACACGUCGGCCGUUCUACACAACACGAGCGUACAGCAAAAUGUGAAUGUCCAACAACAGAAGGUCGUGUCGGCUAAUACUUUCUCCUCUGCGCAUCACUUCGAGUCGCAGAAUUCAGCCAACGUAGUGCAACAAGGAACCAACACGCAGCAGAAUGCUUCGAAUCAGAAUAUACUGAUUACGACUGGUCCCACUUCCAAUACCACCCAGCAGAACGAAUCUCAGAAAGUGGAGACUACGACGCAACUGAACUCUGCGACGAACAACAUACUGAACAGCGCGCCAAAAAUCUCGCCGGAAAUUCUGAACGCGCUGAGCAACCUCAAUCCCAACGAUCAGCUAUUGAUCGCGAACGCGAACGGACAGAUGCAGGUGAUCAGUCAGCAGCUUCUGCAGCAAUUCUUAGCCGGACAUCUGAAUCAGCCGAAUCAGACGCAGAAUCAAAAUCAAACGCAGAAGAUAGUGAUUGGCGAACCGGACGCGAAUAACCAGAACUUGCAGGGCGUUCAGAUUAACACUCCGACGAGCCAGAUAAUCGUGAACAGUUCUGGCGGGGCUCCGACAAUCCAGAAUAACAUUCAGAACAUCGUGGUGCAGGCCGCACCGUCGCAGAUGCCGCAUCACAUACAGAUACAAAAUUCUAGCUUUCCUAGUCAAUUCAUUGACAAUCUGAAUCAACAACAAAUUAGGAACUUAGGAACUAACAAUCCACCAAAGAAAACGAAGGUCGUGAAGAGGAAGGUUGCUACCAGCACUCAGAGCAUUGCGUCACAAGCGACGAAGACGUCAGCCGUUACUCGGCCAACGAUGGUCACGACUAAUACGUCCAACCUGCAGAAAAUUGACAAUUCCAAUAAACCCAGUAUGACAGUAUCGCAGAGUACAAAUACUGUUAAGAACGAGCCGAAUCAAAUCAUUUCCAAUGGUCCUUUGGUCUCAUCCUCCACCGGUGGUCACGUGUCAGUUCCUUCAAACGGACAAAUGGUACAAAGAGUGCAGACUAUUCAGCUGCCUGCUCAAAAGCAGCAAUUGUUGAAAAACAUUCAGUUACAAAUCCAAGCUAUGCAAUCGCGUAAGGCUAGCGGACAAUGUGAUCAAGCGUUAUUGACUAAAUUGUACGAGGAGCAAGCAAAGAUUAUAGCCAGCGGAAAGGUUGUUAGCACCACUACACAUUCUGUCAACAGAGCUUCUGAGACGAGUUUCAGUGUAAACGUACCCUCGACAGUAGCGUCAAGUAUACAUCUGCAAAAUUCAUUUAAGAACCAAACGUCGGCAGUGCAAACUCAGACUCAGACUACCACUGCUGCUAUACCGGUCACGUCUCAGAAUCUAAAUCCCACUACGUCGGUGUCGAUAUCGAGCAACUCGAAUAACAGUUACAUUAAUAAUAUUACGGUGCCACAAAGCGCGCAAGGACAGCAGACUAUGAUGACUACUGGGACACAGAGCAUGCAUCAGACGCACAUUAAACAGCAGCAGCAGCAGCAGCAACAACAACAGCACAAGUUUUAUCAGAAUCAUGGAAAUCAGACAUCGAAUCCGUCCUCCGCGACAAACAUGCCGAUCUUCUCGCCAUCGAUUUCCUCCGCGACUCCGCAAUUACAGAGCAACGCACAACAAUUGGCAUCGGUGCAAACACAACAAACAGGCUUGCAGCAACAAUCCACGCAAUGUCAAACCGAUCCGUUAGACAUGAAACCAAACAUACAGACACCUAGUCCCGCGAAGCAGGAACUUUCCUCUCCUAUUCAAGUGCAGGUGCAAAGUAGCUCUCCUGCAAGUCAGGUAACCUCACCUAGAAUGAUGACCAAGGGAACGCAAAGAAACCAGAGUCCGGUGAAUACCGGUGGAAAUACGACGAAGCAGCUUGUCAGUCCCAGCAACAGUCCUCUGAUAAGUCCGAGGCAAGGCGUAAAACGACCUGCAACUAGUCCGAUUUGCAAUAGGCAAUUAAAUCGCAGUGACUUAAUGGAGCAACAGCUAAAGAUGGAUCAAAAUGGUGCAACAAAUCCAGAUAUGAGCACACCAUUCUUAAGUAAAGGCGACGCUUGCAAACGUUUGGUAAGGUAUCAUUGUUUAAAUGAACAGGUACUUAGCCCCAAGGACUUGGAUUAUGCGGACGAGUUAUUUGAAGAGACUGCCAAGCAUUUACUGACCAAAUUUAAUUCCAUGAUGAACAAAUACACGUACCUUCUGCUGAUGGAAAGCACGCGUGAGGUGAAGACAUCAGAACUAAUGAUGAUCGAUAGGACAUUUGUAGCCGAAGAGCAAAGUAUCCUCAACAGGUUACGAGAACAAGAGGCGAAAGUUACCGAAGAGUUUAAGAAAGAAGAAAAGCCGUUGGUGCCAAAAGUCGAGCCUGGUCUCAUGGAGGAGAGCAAGUUGACGACGUCGCCGUCUUUAGUAAGCGUGUCUGUGAAGCGCGAGUUGGAGGACGACUUCCCGAGUGACGAGAUAGAAUGCAAACCAGUGAUUAAGACGUCGAGCAGUACCAGUGGUGAUUACGAUGAGUGGUUGGAGAUCCAGAAGGAACUAGGUGUAUAUCCAUCCACUACAGACACAUUGAAGUGUAAAAACAAUAAUAACGGCGGUGGUAGCAGCAGUGCGUGCACUAUGACUGUCACGAAAUCGUCGAAAAUUGAAAGAACACGAGCGAAUGGCGAGUGUCGCGACAAUGUCGUUAAUGCGAGUGUCGUACCCGGGAUCUCAAAUGCAAUCAUGAAAGACAGUUGCGAGCAAGAGUCCACUCCGAGCUUUGAGAAGCGUUGGAGCAGCGCUACCGAUCUCGAGCGAGAUCUCCUGGAGGAUACCGACAGCUUAGACGGCCUGGCCCUGCAUUCGCAAACGCAAUGCCCGAGUAGCGUUCACGUGGCGAGUAACAAUAGCAGUGGGAAUGCCGGUGACGAGCACGACGACAUUACCGCGCAGGUGCAGUCCGCUAUUGACAGCAUCCUCAAUCUUAAAAAACGUCCCGCGAACACGCUGUCCGGUAACAGCAACAGCAGCAACGCGUCGCAGUCCGGUGACUCAAAGGACACUGCGCUGGACCAGGCGGUUCGCAGCAUCUUAGGCUCGUGACCCUCCUUUAGUAAAGUAUGUUAAGAAGUGAGAGUUAAUAGUUAAUAUCAUCACGGUGACUAUGCGUACGUACUCGAUGCGUAAUCGAAGUAUUUUUUUUCUAUUUUAGAAAGGAACCGAGUCAAUUGUUUCUUUCCGUGGUUUCUUAUGAGUAACAUGGACCUACCGCGAGAACUGUGUGUCUUUUUUUUAGUAUCGAUGAUGCGAUCAGUCUUCGACGAUACAUAUCUCAAAGAGCACACAGCACUGUUACUAAAUUAUUUAUACAGAUUGUACGAUUAUAUGAUUAUAUGAUUUAUUUAUAUAUUAUUGAACGAGUAUAAAAACUUUUCGUGAAUCGUGUGGACGCGCGCGAUAAUAAUAUGUAUAUAUAUAUGUGUGUAUAUGUGUGUAUAAAUAUAUAAAUAUACACAUAUAUGUAUAUGUGCGUAUAAACGUAUACGUCGCAUUCGAUGUAGAACAUCUCGAUUUUGUCAUAGAUUCAGUUUUGCAAUGGCAAUAAUUAUUCAUAAACUGAAACAUAAAAGGAAACAUAUACUUUCCCGGUAGUCUUUAGCUGUAAUAAAGCCACCGCGUAAAUCUAAUUCUAGCAGCUGUACAUGUGGAUAGUUAGGUAGAUAGAUAACUCGCUCAGAUUUUUCAAUAUGCCCACUUUGUAAUGUAAUUUUGUAAAAAGUAAUUAUUUAAAGCAACUCUUAUUCCACUUCUCAUCUGUAGUACUUGUAGUAGAAUCUUAUUGAUACUUAAAACAUGGGUAGGUAAAUUGUACAUACGUUUUUAAGGUGUAUUAUUAUUAUAUAAUAAUAUUAUUAUGACCACAUAUUAUUUGUAUUAUUGUUAUUGAGAUUUAUUCUCAGAAUUAUUAUUAUCGCUACAUUUCUGUAAUUGGUAACAUCAUCAUUGACGACUGUGCGAUCGAAUGCGAACGGGAUAAAGAGAAGAAAGUAAUAGCAUAAGAGACUGAAAUGUAAAAUCGUGGAAAUACGGAAUGCAAAGCGUUAAUGGUAUAUAAGGAGAGGAAUGGGGACACAGAUAGAUUAUCUUCUAUUUGCAGAUUAUAUUGGAUUUCAUUUCUAUUUAUGAUAUAUGCGGUCUCAUGCUAAGGCGUGUUAAGGCGUGUUAAGACGCAAAAUCAAAGGAACGAACUGUUUCUAUAUAAGUAUAUAGUGUUUUACAACUUUUUUUCGGCAUCACACACAAACUCGCUAUAGAUGUGAGUAAUCAAUGGAUGCAUAUUGGAGAGUACGUGUGUGGAAAAAGGAUGAUCACAUAAUAAAUGUUAGAGUCAUCGGACAUUGAGUGAUCUUGCUAUCAUAACAUCGAUCAUAAUAUGUUUAUGGAUCAUAAUAUGAACAUUGAGUGAUUUUGUUAUCAUAACAUCGGUCAUAAUAUUUUUACUCUUGAUUUUAUUUUAAAUUGCACGAGGUGCGUAACUUUAAUAUAAAAUAAAAUCGAGACAUCGGGGCUUUGUGAGAGAUGAGCAAUACGCUGAUCACAUUAUCGUAGAUGAAGCUUUAUUAUGUGAGCUCAAUCGCAUAUUCUUUUUCUACAUAUUCAUAAAGGACUCUCUACACACACACACACACACACACACACACACACACACACACACACACACACAUGCGCACAUACACACACAAACACAGCAGAAAUAGUGUUUUCUGGCAAAAGCAAUUCAAGACUGACGUAUAUACAGAGAAAAACCAGCAAAACUAUGUAAUCUAUUACAAUAAGGAAUAUUAAUAAUCGUUUGUACAUAACGUUCAAUUACACUCUCGACGGCAAUCGUGACUUAAUUCUUCACAGAUUUAAAAAAGUUUGGAUAUGCUAAAGUUCUUUUGAUCCUAAUAAAUUGCCGAUAUUUCACGAGUACAUGUACAUGUAGAUUAUCUUACAUCCCCGUCUGUGCUGCGUUUGCAUGAGAUGUUUUCGCAAGUCGCAUAAUUAUUACGCAUCAACGAGUUGUAUAACGACACAACGGCUGACGAGAGUGGCGACAGAUAGUAUAUAUAUAAAUAUAUAAAUAUAUAUAUAUAUAUACAGGGUGUCCCACCACUACUGUGACAUCCGUUAAAUUAUUGAGAACGUUUCGAGAGACAAAAAGGUUCCUGAUAAAAAAAUCCGUCAAGGCUAUAAUGAUUUUCGAAUGGAAAGCAUUGAAAAGUAAAUAAUCAGACUAUUAAAAGUUUACGCGCUCAGAUACAUACGGUCCAUCGCACAGUAGUGAAGGUGCCCCGGGGCUUCAAUCAUUUCUUUUGAAUAUCGAUGUAAUUCUGGAUACAGCGUUAUUAAAUUGCUUCUUAACUUUGUCUAA
Odontomachus brunneus is the source of this 10262-nucleotide messenger RNA. Its product is annotated as protein PF14_0175-like. The transcript has 15 exons. The coding region runs from base 983 to 7948 and encodes 2321 amino acids. Lineage: Eukaryota; Metazoa; Arthropoda; Insecta; Hymenoptera; Formicidae. Gene Ontology annotation, biological process: positive regulation of DNA-templated transcription. The record is from RefSeq and is a predicted model, not a curated record. Gene Ontology annotation, cellular component: SWI/SNF complex.